CCAAAGUGCUGGGAUUACAGGCGUGAGCCACCACGCCCAGCGGGUCUUCCGUUUUUCUCUGAUGCAUACACUCUUUUAGCCUUCUGUUAUUUUCUCCAUAGAGGGCUACAGGGUACUUUUAAUCCUAAGGGUGCAUUUGAUUACAACAAGUUUAUUUGUUUCUCUUAAAUGGAAGUACUUGGCCAACUCCUCUUUGUAUGUGGGAGGUCUCCAGGCAACUGUGAACAACUUUUAAAGGCUGCUAAGAGGUCAAGAAGUAUUUCGCUGAGUCUUGUUCUGUCGCUUUAAAAACAGACUUCUUUGUCUUGCUUGGGCUUUAAAAGUAUGUUUCUUCCUUGGCUCUGUCUUAGGCUUUCUGCUGCUGCUUUGGAGGGAUCACCCACCCUCCUUAUUUUAUCCUACAGCCCUCUCCCUGAUACAUAGUUAGAUUCUAGUCUAUUAUUUUGCAUGCAGGGCCAUUCUACGUAAGCAUUCUACCCUGUGCCAUGUGCGAGUGCCAUGUGUUUGAAAGGGAAUCCCAUCAUCCUCAUUUUUCUGUGUCCCCAUUGCCUGUUAGAAUUCUGAACUCUCAGAUGUAAUCUCACAGUCACCUGUAACUCUUUCCUUAAACCACAGAGUGUCAAUAAACGGUAACUUUUCUUCAUCAAUAAAUGUCAGUAAAGGGUAACUUCCUUCCUCACUUAGAUCUAAGUGAUCACCAAGUCUUGUCAGUUACUUGUUUGAUUUUUCUCUACCUCUUCUUUCUUGAUUCCUAAAUUAACACCUUCUAUUUCUCACCUCCAAUUCAUACUGAAAUCUGUCUUCCUCUGCCUGCCAGACUCAUCUUGCUCAUUUUUUCUCUAUAAAAUGGGAAUAACUGUACCUGUGUCACAGGGCCAUUGUGAGAAUUAGACAUAUGUAAUGUAAAGUGUUUAUUGUAUUGCCUGGCACAAAGUAAGUAUUCAGCAAAUGGUAGCAUACUCUGCUUCUUACCUCCUGCUAAAUUUGAUUAUCUUUCACUCCACCUGUGUCCAUACCUUGGCACUAGCAAAGUAUAUAGCCAAAAAUAUGGGACAUGGAACCCUUGAUUUGAGCCUUAGUUUGAACCUCCAGAUUCCUGCUUACCAUUUAUUCUCUUUCGGGAAGAUAGGUCAGUUUAGUUACUGACUUAUAAGGUUUUUAGGAGUUCAGAAUGAGAUAAAGUAUGUAGAGAGAAUGCUGCCUUCACAGGCAGUCAUGAUGCAGAUGCUUCUUGUUUUUGUUCUUAAAACCUGUAGUCUAACCUAUUUGGUGUAAGGAGUUUGAAGCAAGUAUGAUGAGUUUUUACUUUUUUUUUUUUUUUUUUUGGCAGGUUAAACCCAUCCAGAGUAAUGGCUGCGGCCUUACCCAGGACCCUGGGGGAGUUGCAGCUGUAUAGAAUAUUACAAAAAGCCAAUCUGCUUUCUUAUUUUGAUGCCUUUAUCCAACAAGGUGGUGAUGAUGUCCAGCAACUCUGUGAAGCAGGAGAAGAGGAGUUUUUGGAAAUCAUGGCACUCGUGGGCAUGGCUAGCAAGCCCCUUCAUGUUAGAAGGCUGCAGAAGGCUUUGAGAGACUGGGUCACAAACCCUGGGCUUUUCAAUCAGCCACUGACUUCCCUUCCUGUCAGUAGCAUACCCAUCUAUAAAUUACCAGAGGGAUCACCAACAUGGCUGGGAAUAUCCUGCAGUAGUUAUGAAAGGAGUAGCAAUGCCCGGGAACCUCAUUUAAAAAUCCCCAAAUGUGCUGCCACCACCUGUGUGCAGAGCUUGGGACAGGGGAAGUCAGAUGUGGUCGGGAGCCUAGCACUGCAGAGUGUUGGUGAGUCCAGACUCUGGCAAGGCCACCAUGCCACUGAGAGUGAGCACAGCCUAUCCCCAGCAGACCUGGGGUCCCCCGCGUCCCCAAAGGAGAGCAGCGAGGCACUGGAUGCUGCUGCUGCGCUCUCUGUGGCCGAGUGUGUGGAGCGGAUGGCCCCCACAUUGCCAAAAAGUGACUUGAACGAAGUGAAAGAGCUGCUAAAAACCAACAAGAAGUUGGCCAAAAUGAUUGGUCACAUCUUUGAGAUGAACGAUGAUGAUCCACACAAAGAGGAGGAAAUUCGGAAAUACAGUGCAAUAUAUGGCAGAUUUGACUCAAAGAGGAAGGAUGGGAAACAUCUCACGCUUCAUGAGCUCACUGUUAAUGAAGCGGCUGCUCAACUCUGUGUGAAGGAUAAUGCCCUGCUGACAAGAAGAGAUGAGCUUUUUGCCUUGGCUCGACAGAUUUCUCGAGAAGUCACCUAUAAAUAUACUUACAGAACCACCAAGUCAAAAUGUGGAGAAAGAGAUGAAUUAUCCCCAAAGAGAAUUAAAGUGGAGGAUGGGUUUCCAGAUUUCCAGGAUUCUGUGCAAACGCUCUUCCAGCAGGCUAGAGCUAAGAGUGAAGAACUUGCAGCUCUUAGUUCACAGCAGCCUGAAAAGGUGAUGGCAAAGCAGAUGGAGUUCCUUUGCAACCAAGCUGGCUAUGAGAGACUGCAGCAUGCCGAGAGGAGGUUGUCUGCAGGGCUUUACAGGCAGAGCUCAGAAGAGCACAGUCCUAACGGCUUGACUUCUGAUAACUCAGAUGGACAAGGAGAAAGACCUUUGAAUCUCCGAAUGCCUAAUUUACAGAACAGACAACCCCAUCAUUUUGUGGUGGAUGGGGAGCUGAGCAGACUUUACCCCAGUGAGGCAAAGUCCCACUCAUCAGAGAGCCUUGGGAUUUUGAAAGACUACCCUCAUUCAGCUUUUACCUUAGAAAAGAAAGUCAUCAAAACAGAGCCUGAAGAUUCAAGAUAGCUGUGAUUUCUCUCACCGUUCUCUGGAAAUGGCAUCAGAUUUAAGGAUAAUACUCCAUCAUAGAAAUAAGCCUUAAUAACCAGUGUUGCCUCAUUCAGCUCAAACAGAUUUCAUAGCCAAAGCAAAAGGACUGGUACGGUAGUCUGCGGAAACCAGGAAGAUAAAACAACAGCCACAAAAGAGAAAAUCAAGAGUGUUGCAAUCUAUAACAGAAAUAUUGAUUCAUUCACAUUCCUGUGUUAAGUCAUUUUAUAUGGAAAGGCUUACAAAUCAAUAUUGUAAGCAUUCAUUAUUUAAGAAUGUACAAUGUAUUUGUGUAAUUUAUAGAAGUAAAAUCUAGAUGUUGAGACCUGUUUGGUCUAAUAGAUGUGGAUACAGUUUAUUUUACUUGAAAUUUUGUUGUCUACUUUGUGUGUUAAACGUAAAUAUAUGUCAGAGUUUAGAAUCUUUGCCUGCAGUUGUGAAAAAGAAAGCUUAAGUGAUGUAGUUAUUGGCAAGAUUGCAAUGAUUAUGGAAAACUAGAAAGCAAAUACUCAGUUUAAGCCAAGGAAAAUAUUGUGGAUUUAAUAUUUGAUAAAACUGAUUUUGUUUAACAGGAAAUUUUUAGCAUUCACUCAUAUAACAUCUGGUUAUCAAUGCACGUUUACACAAUAAAUACUUGAGUGGAGGAAAGUUAAAAAGAUGAGCAAUAGAGUAGAAUAUAUAUCUUAAACUAGUUGACCUAGAUUGUAUUAAUAGCUACUUAAGAUGUUUCAAAGAUAGGAAGCUAUUGCUUGGACAGAGAACUUGAAAUAAGUGGACCCAUGUAUAAAAGCUUUGACUUAAACAUUGAUAUUUCAGAAUGUGUUAAAUAGAUUAAGACAUAGUAAGUUAACCCUACAUGUUAUAAAGAUGGCGACUGUUAACAAAGGCUGUAACAGAUUAAGUACUAUUUUAUAUCCAGAAAGUCUUCUCUAUGUAGAGAAGUCAGACUAGAUGCUUUCACUAGGGAAUGUCUUCCCACCCAGCCAUCACAAGUGUGGACAAUCACUGCAUCCACAUCUGUAGGCAUAUUUCUAUGGAAGUUUAGGUGACAGCUAUAUUCAGUAUUUAUUUUACGAUUUCAUUUUUCUACACCUUUGAGAUUUAUGAAUGCAGUUUUUUCUUAAAAUUUAUUUUAACUUGACAGUAUGUUUUUAGUUCCCCAAAUUUAAUUAAUGGACCAUGUGCAUAUAUAUGGGAGUGUGCUUACAUGUUAAUAAUGUACUUGCAUACUUAUGAGAAUUUCACAUUGGAAUUCAUAAUGGUAAAAAAAAUACAUCUGCCAAUAUACGUUUUUUUCUGUUGGUUUAAGAGAAGAUAACUGACAGCUUUACCUACUUCCUACAAAUGCAUCUAAACCCAGAUAUUACUGAGAAGAGUGUAUUGACUCGAGUGUAAGAGAGUAUGUGUUUGUUUUUAGUUCUGCUCUAGAUCAUAACUGUAAAAAAUAUUAAGUCAUAAUCUGUUACACUAAAAUUUGUCAGCCAAAUGUUAGAUGAAAUGUCUGCACUGUAGUCUCAGAUCACUGUCACGUAUAUAAAUUGCUUCUUCAUUUUAAUUUGUAGAAGUACUUUACAGUAGGAAACACCAGUAAACAACUUUUAUACUGUUAAAAGGCUUUUUUCCCCUUCCUAAAUGUUUUAAUUGUACCAUAGUGUUCUGCUCACUGAAGAAGCUUCUUAUGGACCUUGCAACUUUGUUGCUAGCUUGAGGUUGAUUAUUGUGGUUGUAUUGUUCACUGUGUGUAGAAAUAGUAUGAGUACGAUUUCAAUAGACUGUUCAGUUUUUAAUAUUAGCCAUAGCACUGGUUAGUAUCUCAGUAGUUUCAUGAAACGUUUCCUGUAUUCUAAUCUAUUUUGAAACAUUUUUUUUUAAAUUGUGUCUUACAGUCAAGUUUGUAGAUUUUCAUAAGCCACAAUUUUAAAAGAUGCAGUAAUCUUCCAACUUCCAAUAUUUAUCCAUUCGUUGUGGACCCACAAAUUGCAUCUUUAAAUUCAUAAUAAGUUUCCUUAACUAUCUUAUGUUUCUAGUCUUUCAAGCUUAGUGAUAAGGUGGAAGCACAAGAAAAAUUUCAGUAGAAUACAGUUUUUAUUUUGUAAACACUAAUGUAUUAAACUUGCUAUACAUUAAAGCAAAUAAUAUAUAUUUUUAUUUGAAUUGUAUAUGUGAAUUGGAAGUUAUAACUAGUUGAUUUUUUCAUUUUGUUAGAGGUAUUUUCACUGAACAAGGUCAAUUGGUUACCUCAGUAUUACAGCCAAUAUAGUCCAAGGGACCAUUUCUCCCUGAGUCUCUUACACUUUAUUGUGCGAUGUCCACGUUUUUGUGACUCUUCAAGCUGUUGGUGAGGUGGGACGAAUGCACUUGCUUCCUGUGGCAAUAAAGAUUUUCUGUGCCUCACA
Messenger RNA from Nomascus leucogenys (northern white-cheeked gibbon), 5233 nucleotides. RefSeq names its product NGFI-A binding protein 1 (gene NAB1). Gene Ontology annotation, cellular component: nucleus. The transcript is spliced from 7 exons. Gene Ontology annotation, molecular function: transcription coregulator activity; transcription factor binding. Gene Ontology annotation, biological process: negative regulation of DNA-templated transcription. Bases 1350 to 2813 code for a protein of 487 amino acids. The record is from RefSeq and is a predicted model, not a curated record. Lineage: Eukaryota; Metazoa; Chordata; Mammalia; Primates; Hylobatidae.